UUUCGCCAUCAAAUCUUUUCAAAACAUCGACCGCAACGCAGGUUCAAUCUAGUUUUCCGUGAAAAUACGCAAAAGAUUUUUUAAUUUCGACGUGAAAAACCAAAUUCCGUGUUUUAUUGUUGGAGCAAGUUGUGAUACCAAGGAAGAGCCCUCAAAGGACAAAAACAACACAAGUCAAAAUUCAAGAUGCUGUCCCGGCUAGCGUGCAGUGGUCGCACCUUCGUGUCUACGCCAUUGCUCAAGACCGCCCUGCAGCAGGUCCCGAAGCGUCCCCAAACGGUCGGCGUCCGGCAGUACGCGCGCGAUGUUAAGGGCGGAUCCACCUGGACAACCCGCGCCGAGCGGCAAACUCUUCGCGAGCGCGCCAUGGCACCACCCGGACCAAAUGCUUACUCACUGGGCAAGGGAGCCCUUGCGGGAGGAGCGGCCCUCGGCAUUGGGGCGCUUUGCUUUUACGGACUCGGCUUUGGAAACGGCGCCAGUACGCUGGAGAAUUCCCACGCGUGGCCAGAGUUUGUGAGGGAGCGCGUUCGGGACACCUAUCUGUACUUUGCCGGAUCGUUGGGCAUUUCGGCCGCAAGUGCGGUGGCCGUUUUCCGCAGCCCCACGCUGCUGAACCUGGUCUCGAGGAAUGGUUGGAUGUCGAUCCUCGGCACGUUCGCAGUGAUGAUCGGAUCCGGAAUGCUCGCCCAGUCGUUGCCGUACAGUCCAGGAUUUGGCGCCAAACAGGCCGCUUGGAUCGCACACUCGGCCAUUCUGGGAGCGGUAAUUGCUCCGAUUUGCUUUAUCGGUGGGCCGAUCCUGACGAGGGCCGCGUGGUACACGGCCGGAGUCGUCGGAGGUCUUUCGACGGUGGCCGUUUGUGCGCCUAGCGAUAAGUUCCUCUACAUGGGAGGUCCGCUCGCCAUCGGACUGGGCGUGGUGUUUGCUUCGUCGAUGGCUUCGAUGUUUUUGCCUCCGACCACGGCACUGGGCGCGGGAAUCGCGUCCCUUUCGCUGUACGGAGGGCUGCUCCUGUUCAGUGGUUUCCUGCUGUACGACACGCAAAAGAUCGUGAAACGAGCCGAGCUGACUCCGAUGUACGGAAUGCGACCAUACGAUCCAGUUAAUAACGCAAUGUCGAUUUACAUGGAUACCAUGAACAUUUUUAUUCGAAUUGCUACGAUUCUGGCCGGAGGUGGCGGAAGUCGACGAAAGUAAAGUGUGCACAAUGCUUACGUUAGAAUUACUUCUUUAGAAUAUUUAUAUAAAUAUCUGUUAAACAUUUGUUUUCAUCACAUAACUUAAACUUGAUUCCAAUUUCAGAGAGAAAUAAAAUUCAAGUGAUAUAAACUGCACAGUCAAGAAGCUAUGGGUGAAUAAAAAAGCGAAAAAUGUAAUUAAAACUUCUUACUAUACAAUAAAUAACUUUAAACCUGAA
Molecule: messenger RNA, 1420 nt
Organism: Culex pipiens pallens (northern house mosquito)
Lineage: Eukaryota; Metazoa; Arthropoda; Insecta; Diptera; Culicidae
Product: growth hormone-inducible transmembrane protein-like
Exons: 4
Coding region: 187-1200 (337 amino acids)
Cellular component (GO): mitochondrial inner membrane
Source: RefSeq, a predicted model, not a curated record